AUGUUCAGCUGUGAGCGUGGUGCUCCAGAGAACAAGAGUGAACUACUCGAAGCCAUCGAUUCCGUUGUCCGCACGAACCCAGUCGCAGGCUGGAAAGGAAUCUACGCCGUUGGAGAACACGUCAGCUAUAUUAACGGGCUUGGCGAGGACGAGUCAAACAAUUCUCUGGAUUACUUUCUCAAUCUUGUCAUAGAGAAUCAUGAUCUGCAGGUUCGACAGCCGGCGGCAGAAGUCCAACUAUGUCGCGAUCUGCGAUAA
This is a messenger RNA of Fusarium odoratissimum NRRL 54006, 258 nucleotides long. RefSeq lists its product as uncharacterized. The coding region runs from base 1 to 258 and encodes 85 amino acids. The transcript has a single exon. Gene Ontology annotation, molecular function: 2-oxoglutarate-dependent dioxygenase activity. NCBI's taxonomy places the organism in Eukaryota, Fungi, Ascomycota, Sordariomycetes, Hypocreales, Nectriaceae. The record is from RefSeq and is a predicted model, not a curated record. Gene Ontology annotation, cellular component: cytoplasm.